Messenger RNA from Jatropha curcas, 2415 nucleotides. RefSeq names its product Methylthiotransferase. Gene Ontology annotation, molecular function: 4 iron, 4 sulfur cluster binding; tRNA-2-methylthio-N(6)-dimethylallyladenosine(37) synthase activity. The record is from RefSeq and is a predicted model, not a curated record. Gene Ontology annotation, biological process: negative regulation of cyclin-dependent protein serine/threonine kinase activity; tRNA modification. NCBI's taxonomy places the organism in Eukaryota, Viridiplantae, Streptophyta, Magnoliopsida, Malpighiales, Euphorbiaceae. Gene Ontology annotation, cellular component: mitochondrion; cytosol.
CAGAAAAUCGCAAUCCCUAUCCAACAAUUCCAUCCAGGCGCAAAUUGAAUUACAUAUUUGAAACAAAAUAAACAGAGGCUUUAAUGGCGUCUUCUCUACCAUCAUCUCUUUCAGUGAUCCUGAACCAACCGCACCAUUCUCUCAAAAUCAAAACUCGAUGCUUCUUCUCCAGCAUCAGAUUCCUCUCCUCCAACAAUCCUCUAGCUUCCAAUACCUGCUGCCAUGGCCUUUUCCCCCAACGCACACUCAAAAGAAAGAGCUUUUCUCUCAAUCUUUCUAGAAACUUUUCCCAAUCUCACAAUUCUGCAUUUAACAAGACCGACGGCGCUGGCCUUCACCAUUUUGUCGCUCAGGCUUCUCUCCCUGCUUCAGAAACACAGUCACAGCCCCAUCUUGUACCAGCUUUUGAACUUCCUUCAGACUCUGAAAUUCCUCCAAGGGGACGCAUGUAUCAUGAGACUUAUGGAUGUCAGAUGAAUAUCAAUGAUAUGGAGAUUGUCCUAUCUAUUAUGAAGAAUGCUGGAUAUAAUGAAGUUGUGGAUGUUCCUGAAAAUGCUGAGAUCAUAUUUAUCAAUACUUGUGCUAUAAGAGACAAUGCAGAACAAAAAGUGUGGCAGAGACUUAAUUACUUUUGGUUUCUAAAGAGACAUUGGAAAAGCAAUGUUGCAAUUGGAAGGUCACAGUCUCUUCGUCCUCCGAAGGUCGUUGUAUUGGGAUGUAUGGCUGAGAGGUUAAAGGACAAGAUCCUUGAUGCAGAUAAAAUGGUUGAUGUGGUUUGUGGACCUGAUGCUUAUAGAGAUUUGCCAAGAUUACUGGAAGAGGUAGACUAUGGGCAAAAAGGGAUCAAUACACUUCUUUCACUUGAAGAGACUUAUGCAGAUAUUAGUCCAGUUCGAAUCUCCAAAAAUUCAAUUAGUGCUUUUGUCUCAGUGAUGAGGGGUUGCAAUAAUAUGUGCUCGUUUUGCAUUGUUCCUUUUACUAGAGGCAGGGAGCGGUCACGUCCUGUGGAUUCAAUAGUGAAGGAGGUUGCAGAACUCUGGAAAGGAGGAGUGAAAGAGGUAACUCUUCUUGGUCAGAAUGUGAACAGCUAUAAUGAUGCAUCUGGUAUUGAAAAAGAAGUUGAACCAGGUUCAAAUUGGAAAUUAAGUGAAGGCUUUUCCAGCAUGUGCAAAGUAAAAAAGAUGGGACUACGUUUUUCUGAUCUCUUGGAUCGACUUUCGAUUGAAUUUCCUGAGAUGCGGUUUAGAUACACAUCACCACACCCUAAAGACUUCCCAGAUGACUUAUUGCAUGUCAUGCGAGACAGAUAUAAUAUCUGCAAAUCUAUUCAUUUACCUGCACAAACCGGGAGUAGCACAGUUCUUGAGAGAAUGCGACGGGGAUAUACUAGAGAAGCAUACUUAGAUCUUGUGCAAAAGAUAAGAAAAAUGAUGCCAGAUAUUGGUAUAAGCAGUGAUUUCAUAUGCGGUUUCUGCGGAGAGACUGAGGAGGAACACAAAGACACGCUGAGUCUUGUCCGAGCUGUUGGAUAUGAUAUGGCUUACAUGUUUGCAUAUAGCAUGAGGGAGAAGACCCACGCCCACAGGAAUUAUGUGGAUGAUGUUUCUGAUGAUGUCAAGCAGAGGAGGCUCACUGAACUCAUCGAGGCUUUCCGCGAGAGCACUGGUAAGUGUUAUGACUCCCAGAUUGGAACUGUCCAGCUUGUGUUGGUAGAAGGGCCUAACAAAAGAGCUCCUGACACUGAACUUAUUGGCAAGAGUGAUAGAGGCCAUAGAGUUUCAUUCACCAAUCUGCCAAUACCAAAUAGAGAUGAGGAUGCAAGUAACAAGCGAAACCCAGUUGUAGGAGAUUAUGUGGAAGUUUAUAUUUUGAAGUCAACACGGGCAUCACUUUUUGGAGAAGCACUUGCCAUCACUAAAUUAAGCUUAUUUCACAACAAUGUAAACCAAGAAGCUGUUGCUUGUGCAAGCUGAUGAAAACCUAGCAGCUCAUGAGCAAAUCAGGCAAUUUUCCAUUUCUCAUUCCUGUUAAAUUAGUAGAUGGGGCCUUUCUUCCUGCAUGAUAUUUCUUUAGGGCUGUUUCUUUCCAGGAGAUUUGGAACUUUUGCAUGCAGUCCUGAUCUGAUUGAAUAGAAAAUGAUGGAUGAGGUUAAACUUGCUAUUAAUAUGAUUCUGAAUGUGGGAGCGUAUAAAAUAUUUAUUGUAAAGACAGGUCCUGAUAUUCCGGCUGAAUAUCUGCAACUUUAGAAUAGCUUAGAGGCAAAACAUUUUUGUAUUUUAGGCUCAGGUGCUAGUGAUUAGGUUGUCAUUAGAGAAAUUCUUAAUACUGUCAAGAAUAUAAUCCCUUCCAAGGUUUCUCUAAGUGUAAAUUUAGCAAUUUCAUUAUAUGCAUCUAAUAUUUUUAGUAUGUGCUCCA